Messenger RNA from Fraxinus pennsylvanica, 1350 nucleotides. Lineage: Eukaryota; Viridiplantae; Streptophyta; Magnoliopsida; Lamiales; Oleaceae. The record is from the annotation of a GenBank genome assembly.
AUGGCUCCAACAAAUAAAAUCAAGCUAAUAGUUCUUUCUUCGGUUUCUCCGCCGCCGGGAUCAGUCCCUGCAACUUCUCUUCCUCUUACAUUCUUGGACUUACCAUGGCUUCCAUUUCCCCCGGGUCAGCCCCUCUUCUUUUAUCAUUUUCCCAUUUCAACUCUUCAGUUCACCCAAACAGUUCUCCCCAAUCUCAGGCACUCUCUUUCCUUUACUCUCCAGUAUUUCUUCCCCUUCGCCGGAAAAUUGGUGCUGCCACCAGAACCCAACAAGCCCUUUAUUGAAUACACUGAAGGUGAUUCAGUUUCACUAACUGUAGCAGAGUCUGACGGCGACUUCAGUUAUCUCUCCGGUGACGGCCAAAGAAAGUUUGAGGAUCUACACUGCCUUGUGCCCAAGUUACCAGAUGGAGAAAAAGACUCACUUUUGGCUAUACAGAUUACUGUUUUUCCUGGUUGUGGGAUUUGCUUCGGAUUCGCAUUGCGGCCGGUGGUGGCUGAUGGAAGAACAUUCGACAAUUUCUUGAAGAUGUGGGCUUCUCUUACUCGUAAAAAUGGAGGUGAAGAUUUGCACUGUUCAGCAUCAAUCCAUGAUAGGUCUGUGAUACAUGACCCGAGUGGGCUGGAAUCAACUUUCUUGAAAGAAUGGUGGAAAAUAAAAAAAUCAGAAGAAAAGGAAUUAUUGCACUCCACCUGUUCAAAUUUUCAUGAUAUGGUAAGGACCACAUUUGUUUUGGGUAGACCAGAGAUGGAGAAAAUCAAGAAAUGGAUCUUGUUACACGGGUCCAAACAUAUGCUGUUGUCUCCCUAUGUUCUAACGUGUGCAUAUGUAUGGGUGUGUUGGAUGAAAACACAUUGGCCCAUUGACGAAGACUCGGAGAAAAUACAUUAUUUCGGGUUCAUCGCGGGCGGCAUAACCCGGAUGAAUUACCCGGUACCCACGAGUUAUGUGGGUAAUUGCGUUGCAUUUGGUCGAUUAGGGGCAAUAAGGAAAGAUUUAAUGGCAGAAAAUGGAAUUGUCUAUGCUGCGAAAGUCAUAGGGAAUACGAUUAAGAAGUUGGAUGGGAACGUUUUGGGUGGUGCCAAAAAUUGGAUUUCCGAAUGGAAGAUAUUAUUAGAAUCGGAGCUUCAUGUUACGAUAACGGGAUCGCCCAAGUUAAAGUUUUACAGUUUGGAUUUUGGAUGGGGAAGGCCUGAAAAAAUAGAAGUUUCGAUUGAUGAAAUGCGUGCGAUAUCUCUAUGUGAAAGUAGAGAUGUGGUUGGUGGCAUUGAGAUUGGACUCACUCUUCCCAAGUCUAAGAUGGAUCGUUUUAGUUCCCUAUUUAUUAAAGGUCUCAAUAACCUAUUUUAA